GGUACAUCGAGUUACUUGUUCUUGUUCUGAGCAGUUCAUUAAUGUCAACAAGUCAUGGACGGAUAGGAUACAAUAAAAAGUGUAUUUUGAAUAGUACAGCACAUGUUGAGAAGUAUGACAGAGUAUUUGUAUGUGUUGGGGAGUUCAGAGAACCUGGCUUCAAGAGACAACCUUGGCCAGAGUCAUACAUUGAGCUUCAUAAGUUGGCAGGAAGAACAUCGCGGAGCAAGAUUAUACAAGAAGGAAGAAAUGCACUUGACUAUUACAAGAUCAGAUAUGGAAUAGAUGUAAGUCACUUGGUAACUGAUGAUCAGAUUUACAAUGGAGAGGAUGUAGCACUGGGGGAUUACACAUUCUCACCAACAACUAUCUAUUUUGAUGAAGGUCUCUAUCGCUUGAUUAUUGAGUCAAAGGAAAAUAAGGCACACUAUUACAGAAACCCACCAGAAGUAACUGAAAUUUUAUUUUCUGUGAUAAUACACAAUGAACUUACAGAAGGAGGUACCUUUAACAAAACACUUUACCCCGGGGAUAUAUUGGGGUAUGGUGAAUACAUAAUUAAGACACCAGAGCGUUGUUCAAUGGAUGGAUUAACUGUACUUCAUGUUGUAAGUACUGAUCCUGUGAGAGCUCAUGGAGGGAAUGGCAUUGUAACACACCCUGACUAUGGAACAGGUUCUUUUCAAAUGUCAUUUGUGAAAAAUGAUGAUGGACUUACUAAAGUAACCAAUGUUCUUCGUUUUCCGGCUAAUUAGAAUUACCAUAACAAUUAGUAGUAGUAAUUAACUGCUUAUCAUGGAUAUGAAAUAAAUUUAAUAUAAUGUU
This is a messenger RNA of Owenia fusiformis, 825 nucleotides long. The record is from the annotation of a GenBank genome assembly. Lineage: Eukaryota; Metazoa; Annelida; Polychaeta; Sabellida; Oweniidae.